Molecule: messenger RNA, 3105 nt
Organism: Schistosoma spindalis
Lineage: Eukaryota; Metazoa; Platyhelminthes; Trematoda; Strigeidida; Schistosomatidae
Source: the annotation of a GenBank genome assembly
CGCGUAUCAAGUUUUAAGUAGACCAAGAUUUCUACGUAACCAGAUAUGUCCAUAAUUUAAAGUUUCCCCUAAAUGCCUUGGUAUAGCUGAUGGUAAGUGUCCGUUUUUUAUAUCAAGUUGUUCUCACAUGGCCGCGAGAUUACAAUCUUUUCUAGGAAAUUUCAGUUCACUCCCUUCUCAUAGCAGGAGUAUUUUUUUAGAGUGACAUUGAAAAGUGAAUGUCCGGCACUUCAAACCAGAUUAUUGAAUAUGAAGGAUCUAUUCACACGAGUUAGAAAGCUCUGAUUUUCGAAUUAACCGUGUACAUGGGCUCCAGAAUCCUGAGAGAACGAAUGGCGUUUGAAACUAAUUUGAUCACCUAGUACAAUGGAAUUCUAACUUAUGGGGUUGCUCCAAUAUACAUUAAAAAGUACAUAAACAAAGUGUUAUUCAGUAGUAAUCAUUUCUAUCAACUGAUUGAAAUGUACAUGAAAAACUAUUUAUGUAUUCAGCUGGGCGUAGCAGCAGUAGUGAUAUAGAGUAUCAGUUAGUAAACAUGUAAGUAAAAUGUUUUAAGAUUAGAAAUAAGUGUUGUGUACCAGAAGGAAUCUGUUAUCAGUCUCACUAUUCUUUUAUUUUACACUAAAUUAAUUUUUUAAAUACAGUUUUGUUUUUAUUGUUACCAUUAUUAAAUAAGGUUUCUUUUAUUAUAUCUUUCCUAUAACUUCCUCUUUUUUUCUUUUUAUAUCUAAAUAGUUUUCUUUGUUCUAUUUAUCAAUAAGUAAUAAUACGUAACCACCAGUUCUUAUGUUAACCUUCUUGUUACUACGGUAACUCGAUGUAACAAUAUCUUUUAAUCAAUGUCAUACGACUUUGGAUUAUGCAGAUAGUUUAUUCACAUUAGAUGCAUGUGUGUCACGUUUAGAACGUUGGCUGACACAAUCAAGUCAACCAUCAGUGAAUAAAGAACAAACUAUUGAUCAAUUACAUCGUAGAUCUAAUAACAUCAUGUUAGAUGACACUGAUAAUAAUGAUAAUGAAACGUCAAAAGAUAUUAAUAAUGAUGAUGAUGAAAAUGAAUUAGAUAUAUGGCCGCCUGAAUUCUAUGCUGAUUGUUCUCUUCAUGAAGAUAUUGGACAACGUAUGGAUCGAAUUGCUAAUGAAUACAUUAAACUUCAAUUUUUCAAUAAAAAGUGUCGUGGUCAUCCAAUUUUAAAUUCGUUAAAACCACGUAUUAAUUGGAUUACAAUAAAUCUUCAAGAACAAUUAGAAAUACGUUUAAAGGAGAGUUUUAAUGCAUGUUGUUUAACAGUAAUUAGUACAAAUAUUGAUUGUACAAUACCUAAACAUUCUAUUGAACAAUUAAGACGAGUUAUUUCUAUAUAUUUGGCUAUUGAUAAAUUAUCCGAUUUAUUGAUACUAUAUCGUAAAUUUGUACUUCAUGAUCAACUUAGUCAGAUAUUUACUCCUCGACCGGAAUUGACUCAUGCAGGUUCUGACACUGCAGUAGCUGCUGAGACUUUGAACUCGAUGUACACCAGAGCACUGAAAGUUCUUGAUUCACAGAUUUAUUAUGUGAAAGAACAGAUCAUUAAAUGCUCACCUGAAGGCUCUGAACCUUUAUCGGAUUUCGAUUGUUUAGUUGGUGGAUUUUUGCCUGAAACAAUUGAUCUUAUCUGUAAUAAUCUACCGGAAAUAUUUUCUCCAGGUCAUCCAGACAAAUUUUAUUCAUUAUAUACUGUUAGCAUGAAUUUUAUUGAAAUGGUUGAAACAAAAACCUGGUCAACUAAACAACUUGUCAAUUUACGCAAUCAUCCAUCUUAUUCAAUGUUUAUAAAUAAAUGGAGUUUACCAGUUUACUUUCAAAUCAGGUUCCAAGAAAUAGCUGCAAAUGUUGAAAAUGCUAUGAAGAAAGGUCUGAUAGAGAUUAAAGAAAGUCAAAAAUCUUGUUUAAUUGAAGUUACCGAAGUAGUUAUCUGUCAAUUGAAUCGUUGUUGGGAAAAAGGAAUUUAUUUAGAUAAGUUGAUCCAUAGAUUUUGGAAAUUAACUCUACAAAUAUUAAGCCGUUAUUCAAGUUUUAUUGAUGAACAAAUAAAGUCUGUCCAAGCGAAUAGCGCUACUGCAAGUCAAUCGUCUGAUUCACUUUUACUGACAAAAUCAACUGAUUACUUUCCUGAAUUGUUAAUAUACUUUUUUGUCGAUUGUCUUCGAUUGGUUGAUUAUGUUCGCUUAGAAUUGAAGGGGGAAAUUUUCACUCGUCUCAACCAACGCCUAGUAACACAAACAAUGAACAACGAUAGUAAUGAUGACACUGUGAACUAUGAAGCUAUAUUAAGUGAGUGCUUGGAGCAGUCAUGUGAACGCUUAAUUGCAUCUAUCAAUUCAAUAAUGGAUCUUAUCAUUCAAAAAAUUCAACAAAAUUGUUCAAAUAGUAUUCGUCAAGUACUAGACAUACCGCGUCAAUAUCGUUGGACUAAUCGAGAGUUUCCUUCUAAUGCAUCUUCAUAUGUAUCAAAUAUUAUGCAUCCUUUAAUGAAACUCGAUAGUUUAGGAUUACGUUUAUCUCAAUCAGUCCCUAACGCUCAACCAUUUUUAUCUACUUUAAUAAAGAAAUGCAUCACAACCGUUACUCAUGACUAUACAGCUCAACUAUCAGAAGUGUCUACAUCAGUACGAAAAAUGGAAGAUAGUAUACGGCGAUUACGUGAAGUUAGACGUAGUAGUUCACAAAUUUCCAAUCAACCUCAAUCUGUCAAUGGUAGUAGUGGAUUUCACUCAGAUGAUAAAAUUCGUCAUCAAUUGUACUUGGAUGCUAAAGCAUAUAUUGAUGAAGUAAAGAACUUCCGGAGUUUAGAUCAUGAGUAUACAUGUGAGUUGGACGAUUUUAUGGAACAAAUAGACACAACUCGAACGGAACCAAGUGUCUCCAUUAUGAAUAUUAUCCCAGCAGUUAGCCAAGAGUGAUUAACAAAAUUAAAUUGUGAUAACUUUUAUGUACAUUAUAUAAUAUGAGUAUAUGUUACUUGACGACAUUUCUAUGCUUUGUCAAUCAAAUAAACUUUAUCUACAUUGGUCUCCUCGUUUUGUGCUUGAGUAAACCUUUCAUUUGUAGAUACUAACCUUAAG